This is a messenger RNA of Lachancea meyersii CBS 8951, 2136 nucleotides long. The record is from the annotation of a GenBank genome assembly. Lineage: Eukaryota; Fungi; Ascomycota; Saccharomycetes; Saccharomycetales; Saccharomycetaceae.
AUGGAAAAGAAGCUUAAAAAGCUGCUUCAGAAUGCCACCAGAGUGGCACCCAAAAUCUCCAAAAAAGGUGAACUAUUUGAGCUCAGAAAUGGACUAGUAUCGCCAUACCCUCAAACUCGUAAAGAUGCCAUCAAGAAAACAAUACAACAGAUGACACUGGGAAAAGAUGUCUCUUCUCUGUUCCCAGACAUUCUUAAGAACAUUGCCGCGUCAGACGUGGAGCAGAAAAAGUUGGUAUACCUAUAUGUGAUGAACUACGCAGAAACACACCCGGAGCUUUGUAUCUUGGCAGUAAACACGUUUGUCAGUGACGCGCAAGACACCAACCCUUUGGUUCGUUGUAUGGCUAUCAGAACAAUGUCCAUGAUCAGAGUCGACAAGAUCCUCGAGUACGUGGAGAUUCCUCUGCGGAAAACGCUACAGGACGAAAACCCAUAUGUGCGUAAAACCGCAGUGAUAUGUGUCGCAAAGCUAUUUGCGCUAAACAAAGAGUUAUGCCAAGAGCUGGGCGUUCUGGAGGACCUCAUUUCCGCUUUGGAAGAUUCCAACCCGAUGGUUGUGGCCAACACCAUAGCAGCACUUUCGGACAUUUACGAGUCGGAUCCCACGGUCGUCCAGUUGCCGCUUCUCAUUCAAAAACACGUCUCUCAGUUUCUGCUUGCUCUGAACGAGUGCACAGAAUGGGCACGAAUUGUCAUACUGGGCGCGCUCGCGGAGUAUACUGCUCGCGACUCAAUCGAAGCCGAAGAAAUUAUAGAUAGAGUUACACCCCACUUGCAGCAUGUGAACGCAGCCGUCGUUUUGGCCUCGAUCAAGGUCUUGAUCAAGAAUUUACCCUUGAUCCAGGCAAAUGCCGAGUCUCCAAUAUUCUCCAAGAUCUCAUCUGCCCUGGUCUCUCUGAUGUCAACGCCGCCAGAAAUGCAGUAUGUUGCAUUGCGCAAUAUCCGAAUCAUUCUACAAAAAUAUCCACAACUUCUCACGCGAGAACUUCGUAUAUUCUACGUUAAGUUCAACGAUCCUUUGUAUGUUAAACUUGAAAAGAUUGACAUUCUGGUGAGGCUCGUGGACCCUUCAAAUCUCAAGCAAUGCACCCUUCUAGUUGCUGAAUUAAAAGAAUACGCCUUAGAAUUUGAGCCUGAAUUUGUCUCACGAGCGAUACUAGCGUUGUCUCAGCUGGCCGUUAAGUACUCAGAAACCAAGUUUGUUCGCAAAGUGCUGGACAUUAUUGUUGAGCUAUGCAAAACGCGAGACUCAUUCCAAGACGAUUGUCUCGUGGCGAUGUGUAACCUACUCAGACACACGGGCUCUGGAGAAGAAGACAUGGUCGCACAGGUGUGUUCGCUCGCACAAGCUUGGGGGUCGGUAGACUCUCUGCUACAGACCGACUAUGCCAAAUGCAACUACAUAUGGCUGCUGGGUCAGUUUCCCGCGCGUUUUAACAACAUUCAGCAAAAGAUUCAUAAUUUCUUGGAUUCUUUUACUCAAGAGGAGAGUUUGACACAGAUUUCUCUUCUGAUCACCGUUGUAAGAUUGCACACCAGCCUUCCUGGCUCGCUUCUACAGGAGUUGCUGAACCUGGCAACAACCAGCACGAACGAGGUGGACGUACGGGACAUGGCUAUUAUGUACUGGAGAUGCUUGUCAUUGGAGGGCUCGAACGACGAUCUUAUCAACCAGCUGUGCAACUCGUCACUUCCUGAGAUUGCCACCACCCUCGACACGUUCUCACCAGAGUUACUAGAGACGUUGCUGCGGGAACUGUCGCUGUUGAGCUCAGUUUACUACAAGCCCGUCGCCACAAUGACCAAGUUCAAUGCUAAUAGAAACGACAGCUUGAAGGGCAAGCACCUGGAUGAGUUGAAGUUCAUGGCCCGAGACGAGAUCAUAAAGAACAUGAAUGAGGACCACCUUCUAGACUUCGACGACGACUCGAACUCCGCGAUAAACGCCAGCGCUGCAAAUGGCUCCACUCUGAACGACCUGAACGACCUGUUCGACUUUACGCCGGCACAGCAGGCUUCACCCGAGCAGAGGCCAGUAGAGGAGUCUAUGCACAAGCUUUCGCUGCACAAAAACGAGCCGUCACAGGAGCACUCGAAGUCGAGCAACACGCAGGACCUGUUGGAUUUGUUUUAA